This is a messenger RNA of Metarhizium brunneum ARSEF 3297, 351 nucleotides long. RefSeq lists its product as uncharacterized. The record is from RefSeq and is a predicted model, not a curated record. NCBI's taxonomy places the organism in Eukaryota, Fungi, Ascomycota, Sordariomycetes, Hypocreales, Clavicipitaceae.
AUGAAAGUCUAUAAGCAACUACUACUGGUUUUCGCCCUUGGCGCGACGGCCCAACAGGCAUCUCCUCUGCCAACCGGCCAACCGCCACUGCACAUGUUCCCGCCCGUCAUCCAUACUACCGAGCCGGUCCCCAGCGGCGCGAGCUUGCCCACGACGCCAGGUACAAAGGUGACUGGAGCGAGCUCAGGUUCCGGCUCUUCUGCCACCGACACGACCGCUGCUUCUGCGUCGGGGUCGGGGUCGGCCGCAACCACGAGCGGCACCCGGACGUCGACGGGCUCGGCGGCUCCAACGGCACAGGUUAACAUUGCGCCCAUUUUGGGAAUCGCUGCCGCCGUUAUGGUGCUCUAA